Molecule: messenger RNA, 2823 nt
Organism: Penicillium cataractarum
Lineage: Eukaryota; Fungi; Ascomycota; Eurotiomycetes; Eurotiales; Aspergillaceae
Exons: 3
Coding region: 1-2823 (940 amino acids)
Source: RefSeq, a predicted model, not a curated record
AUGAACCACCCGCCCUCUGGCUUUGGGCGCAGGGCGUCCCAAGGCAGCAGUGGCAGUCCCGUGUACUCCGGCCCUCAAGAACAUUCUGCUCCGCCAGCCUUUGGUAGUCGACAAAUGCCUCCUCCAUCUCCUCCACACUCCUACGGCGCCCGAUCGCAGUCGACCAACGCGCCCGCCUCAUCCCUACUUUCCCGCGAUGCGCCCAGUGCACCAUCUCAUCGUCCCGGUAGCAGCAUGUCCAUCUCUGCCAUGCUAGGAUCGGAUUCAGAACGCCCGGCCCGAGAUACUGGUUCAUCACUUUUUUCGCGACCUCCGGGGUCGUCGAUUUUCGGGAAUGCGCCUCUGUCCACCUCUUCCGCCAUGUCACCACCCACGGGCCCGUCUCGACCAUCACCACUGGAUCAGUCCGGGUUCCGUCGAUCACAUACUCCUGAGAAGUCGUUCUCGAGGCCGUCGAUGGGUAGGCCGUACCGAUCUGGUUCUGGUGGAGGAUCGAGUCUGCUGGGAGGCGUCGAGCAGGCUAAAUUUGGCGGCCUGUCACGCGCACCACUCUCCCAAUACCCCGAGAAACCGCACUCCACGAACCCGUCUCCUCAAAUUUCCUCUGCCGAACCGCCUUACAACGAGCCCCGUCGGAUGAGCUUCAGCGGGCCCAUCGCUCGGCCCAACAGCCAACCACCGAACGCCGAUGCUUCAACACGCCCUCCCGGUUACAGUCCACUCUCUCGCCCGUCCGGAGGUCCUCCAGACCGAUACGAGCCUGGAAAGCGUGCUAGCUCUUCGUCAUAUGCAAGUCUCGACCCGCUCGGUCGGGAUCCUCACGGUCGAUUCGGUAGUAUCUUUGGGGACCGCCGCUCGGAAGAAACUGCCCUGAGAGAACGGGAACGGGAGAGAGAGAGGGAACGAGAGCGUGAGAGGGAACGAGAGCGUGAGAGGGAGCGUGCUCUUCUUGGGGCGGAUACAAAGGGCCCGCUUGGCACGCAAACACGAUUUGGGGCUUUGUACGGCGAACGCGAACCGCUCGAACGGCACUCGGCGUCAACUUGGGAUCACGGCCGCUCGCAUCCGUCAUCCCCCGAGUCAAAACGGUUCCCGGCACCCGAUGCAGGAUCAGGUUUCGGGUUCGGUGCCAUUCAGAGUUACACCAAGUCUUUGGGAUCUCAGCCUGGGGGCGGUCGUCAGCCUCCUUUGUCACUGCAAACUGGUCAUGGCCAAGUCUCGCCCACUCAACGCGAAUCGCCCUAUCUCAGCAAGUCCCAAACGCAACCCUCGCGUUUGGGUUCGACUCCUGCAACGGCCUCUUCCACGACAGCUCCCUCGCUCGGACUGUCUGCUGUUGAGGAGCAAGAUCGACGCAAAGGUAGUGAUGAGCUUCUCCAUCACCGGAACCUGCUGGCAGUGGGCGUCGAUGGCAAACGUGGUGGCCGGGCUUCUCCACUGCCUCAGGCUGUUCAAGGUGCUCAAGCUCCGUUUAUCAGUCCCUCUGGGGAACCUGGAAUUAAAAAUGAGCUGGGCAGAGUGUUCUCUGGAAUUGGCAGCGGUGUCGGCGGUGUGACUGGUGGCUCAUCGGGUAGUGGCCCAUCGACGCCGCUAAUUGCAAGCCCAUUCAAGCGCGACAGUCUCACUGGUCGCUCAGUAAAUGGGGAUGUCGAAGAUGCUAAGGCUGCUCGACCAACAUCCGCGACCGGUCAACGGCGAUCAAGGAAAUCGCGGGAUGAAGAAGUCCCGAUGGAUGACGGUGGUGCCGGGGUCUCUGGCCGUGGUCGUCGAUCUCGACAUGUGCAUCAUCACCAUCACCACCACCAUCAUCAUCGCCACAAGGCAGAUGAAGAAGCCGCUACUCUCAGUAGCCUACAUCGGCCUACGUCCACUAACCUGUUAGGCCGAACUUCUACUCCCGCCGAAGUUCCUGCGGGCCACCAUCACCAUCAUCAUCACCACCAUCAUCACGCACCCCGAGCCACAGCCACUGUGCCUGCAUCUCCCAUCCGGGAGCCUCGUACGACUGUGAAUCUCGAGCCUCUCCUAUCAAGCGUGGCGCACUUGCCACGGCAUCACCUGGGAUCCACGCUGUAUACCCCUCGCAUCGGCGUCCCAGGUGCCAAAGCUUCCACGGAAAGCUCCAAGUUCGGCUACACAACGACCCCGCAACCCCUUCCCCGGUUCGAGCAACGUGAAAACUGCACUUUCACCGUUCGCGUUCCCCGCUUCCGCAUCGAUGCGGCUCGGCGUGAGGAGAUCUGUGCGCGACGAGCGUUGUGGGGCACAGGCGUCUAUACGGACGACUCCGACCCCGUUGCCGCUGCCAUCCACUCGGGAUACAUCCGAGGUGCUUGGGGGGAGGAUGUGGAUGAAUCCAUGCUCGAUCUGGAAAUCAAGGAUACCUACCAACAUGCUCCACAGCCCACAGCCGAAGACCGUGCUGCAAGUGCCUCCAAGAAUGACCAGGAGACUCGCAAGCCCCGUCUUCCGCCAGUCCCUCCUGCCGACAAGGACCUACACAUUACCCUUUUGAUCCUGCCCCGUGUCGACCAGUACGAAUCUACUGUAAUGUUCGGUCUCAAGUCCCGCAAGUGGGCCGGCCGUCAUGACGGGGUAAGCUUCAAGGUCCACCGAGUGGAGUGGGUGGAUGAUGGGGUCGGACGCGGGGAAGAGCGAAGCGGCGAGGCCCGACGCAAGCGUCUGCGUACGUUGAUGCAGACGGGACGCAUCUGUACGGGGCCGGCCAUGGCGAGGAUGGAUGAGCUUCGUCAGAGCGGAGUGCAAGUUCCCCGUUCUCUAGAGGGCCAGGAGCAGCCCACGCCCGUUCAACCGGUGUCUUAA